GCCCAUAAAGCGGUCCGCGGUCACACGCAGGCAGUAAAGUUAGAGGAGAGACUCGGAAGGCGUUGCGUCGGAGACCCCCGGGUAGACCCCUGCUUGCAGAAGCCAGGAUGCAGAGGCUGACCCUCCUGCUGUGUGUUGGAGUACUCUUCUCCUGCUCCCUUGCUCAGCUGCCGGAUCUGGAAGAGGGCAAUGCAGAGGAGGAAGCACCAGUGGAUCUGUUCACCACACCCACCACCAAAAUGGCUGCCUCCACCUCUGACUUUGGCUACAACCUGUUCCGUCAGCUGGCUGCUCAUGACCCCAAGGCUAGCGUCCUGCUGUCACCCAUUAGCAUUUCUGCAGCACUUACACAGCUCUCCAUGGGGGCAUCCCCUGAGUCAGAAAAACAGCUGCACCGGGUGCUGCGCUACCAUACUCUUCAGGACCCUCAGCUACAUGACACACUGCGUGACCUGCUGGCCUCCCUGCGCACAUCCAGCAAAGGCCUGAGCUUCGCCGCCCGCAUCUACCUGGAGCGCAGGCUACGGCUGAAACUAGAAUACCUGAACGCGGUGGAGAAACAGUAUGGGGUGCGCCCCAAGGCCCUGAUGGGUGGGGCCAGGGACCUGAAAGAAAUCAACGAAUGGAUCAAACAACAGACUGGGGGAAAAGUGGACCGCUUCUUGACAGCAGCCCUUCCCCGUGGAGCUGGUGUUGUACCUCUGGGUGUGGCAUACUUCAAAGGUCAGUGGGUCACCCGGUUCAGCGAGAGUGGGACCAUGCAGGACUUCCAGGUGGAUGGAGCAGAACCAGUCAAGAUAGCCAUGAUGCAGCAGGAACGGUACCCAAUAAAACUGGGUAAUGACCCUGACCUUAGUUGUACGAUUGCUCAGGUACAGAUGGAUGGCGGCAUUAGCAUGAUCUUCUUCCUGCCAGAUGAGGUGACUCAGAACAUGACGCUGAUUGAGGAGGCCCUGACAGCUGAGUUUGUGCAGGACCUCUCCAUGACACUCCAUCCCGUCCAGGCUGACCUCAUACUCCCAGUGCUCAAGCUUAGCUACUCUGUUAACCUGCUCCCCCAGCUGUCUGACAUGGGCCUGUCUGACUGGCUGGCCCAGACCAACCUGGUAAAGAUCAGCAACCAAGCGGUCAAGGUGAGCACUGUUCACCACAAGGUGGUCAUGGAGACUGUUCCAGAGGGGACCCAGUACCCAGGCACUGCCCCUGUGUCUGGUCAGCAGUUAGCCUUGCCCUUUCGUGUGGACCGGCCCUUCCUUUUCUUGGUGCGGGAUGAGCCCUCUGGAGCGCUGCUGCUUAUCGGAAAGGUGCUAAACCCACGCGAUCUGGCAUGAGCAAGGGAAUGAGGGAAACGAGCCUCCCAACUCAUGGCCUGCUUCUCCUGCUACAUACGACAGACCACACAAACGUGUGUGACACAAAAGCCCUUUUCGCUUCCCUUUCCAUCACAACACAGGUUUUGACCCAACAGCCACAUACGUUAGAGCAGCGCACAACAUCCUAAACUAUGCAGUUUUUCCACUUUUAUCUCAAAGGAAAACAAAUUUUGAAUCAUUAGCCACAUACCCAGAGCUUUAAAACCUAAACUAUUCCAAGUCAAAACAUAACUUACAUCAUACUGUCUGUCAUAUUAUGUACAUAUUUUGAGAUCAGACACUAACCUUGUGAAGAAAUCCUGACCAUUAUUGUAUUCUUUAGCCUGUGCUGAUUCCUUUUGUAUAUUUAAAUCUAUUAUUUUCUCAGUUUUUUCAAAUUAUAAUUUCAUGCCUGAGGUUGAAAUGAGAACAUAUUUGUAUAUGUUUAAAGCCUAUACCUGAAACAUACUGAUGUUCUGCCAAACAAACAAAAGCCAAGCUAACGAGUACAACAGCAAUUCACCCCCAGUGAACUAAGCCUUUAAUCUUGGUAUAAUGGUUAAAAUGUGAUCCCUAUCCGCUAUACUAUCAGAUAUAUGCUGGCUUUUAAUGUAGCUUUUGCCUGAACUUUUUUGAUGUUGCAAAUAAUUGUGUGUCAUUGGCUGUGGCAGAGAGCAGGCUGGAAAAAAAGUGUGUGAGCUGGAACAUCCAGCCUGCCAGCAAGGAUGACACCCGCUGCUGACGUGUGUUCUGUGUGCGUGUCAACUUUAAGGCUACUUUGCCAUUAAUGUAUUGUCUUACAGUGCCAUAUAAAUAAACAGAUGCUCCGCCUGUGCACUUCCAGACAACUCGGUUUCUCGUUUACUGGAAUUCGUUAUAGCUAGGCUGGGAACUCGUCCCAAAAUCAACUAGACAGCCCAUUACAGGCUGGAUGGAAGCAACGGAGAUCACUGGCAGCCUCUUUCUUCCCCCGUCUCCUGCUUGUCAGCACACAGCCUUUCUGUACCGGCUUGUCUAACACUUAGACCUGAACUCCUUACCUUUAGAAACAAGUCAGCCAGUGAAGCCUAUUCACUUUUACAACUUUGCAUAUUCACAUUUAAGCUUGCAGUCUGUAGUGGGCAAUGGGUUGCAGAGUGGUUAGAGAGGUUGCAUUGCAGUUGGAAGAUCCCAGGUUUAAAACUCAUUUCUACAGUAGGACCCCUGAUGAAACCUCUUACCCUGACUAAAUGGGUAAAUCAUUGUAAAAAUGGUGGCAUGUUACCUUGGACAAAAAAAUAAAAAAGGC
Molecule: messenger RNA, 2640 nt
Organism: Scleropages formosus (Asian bonytongue)
Lineage: Eukaryota; Metazoa; Chordata; Actinopteri; Osteoglossiformes; Osteoglossidae
Gene: serpinf1
Product: serpin peptidase inhibitor, clade F (alpha-2 antiplasmin, pigment epithelium derived factor), member 1
Exons: 8
Coding region: 108-1331 (407 amino acids)
Biological process (GO): negative regulation of angiogenesis; negative regulation of endopeptidase activity
Molecular function (GO): serine-type endopeptidase inhibitor activity
Source: RefSeq, a predicted model, not a curated record